Cuculus canorus (common cuckoo) is the source of this 6250-nucleotide messenger RNA. It is a transcript of the gene PRSS35, whose product is annotated as serine protease 35. The record is from RefSeq and is a predicted model, not a curated record. The coding region runs from base 132 to 1364 and encodes 410 amino acids. Gene Ontology annotation, molecular function: serine-type endopeptidase activity. The transcript has 2 exons. NCBI's taxonomy places the organism in Eukaryota, Metazoa, Chordata, Aves, Cuculiformes, Cuculidae. Gene Ontology annotation, biological process: proteolysis.
UGGGUAGACCUGGCCGCUCCCCCGCCCCGUCCCCAGUAGCCGCGGCCGGAGCUGAGCGGAGCGGAGCGGCGACCCCGCGCUUUGCCCUCCGUUCGUCCUGCGGUGCGGGCUGCCAGAAAAACAUAGAUAAAAUGGAGCACAUCUUACUGCUAUUCAUAUUUGUCAUACCUAUAUUGGGUCUCACUAAUGGAACAGAAACGGAACAAGAUUUUACUUGGCACUUAAAGAAGAUUCCCCAGAUUGUGAGUGAGAGAACUUUCUCCCUUGACAGCCCUAAAUUUGAAGCGAAAGCCAAAUUAGAGCUGAACAGUGUAUGUGGAAUUGAAUGUCAACGAAAAUUGCCGGUGCCAAGCUUGUCUGACUUGAAGGACUUCCUAUCCUAUGAGACCGUUUUUGAAAAUGGCACACGGACCCUGACUGAAGUGAAUGUCCUCGGACUAGUGCUCGACCCAGCUGGAAACAAAACCACACAAAGGUCUUCAAGAAAGAAGAGGCAGAUAUAUGGAACAGACAGUAGGUUCAGCAUCUAUGACAAACGGUUUAUGACAAACUUUCCAUUCAACACAGCUGUGAAGAUCUCCACUGGCUGUAGUGGAAUUCUCAUUUCCCCCAAGCACGUGCUAACAGCUGCCCACUGUCUGCACAACGGCAAGGAUUAUGUUAAAGGCAGCAAAAGACUGAGGGUGGGUCUGAUGAAGACAAAAUCGAGAGGUGAUGGCAGGAAACGCAAAGGUGCUAAAAGAAAUAGGAGAGAAGUUUCUGAGGAUCCCGAAAUUGCCACAGAAGUAAGACGACGAUCUAAGGGUGGUGGGAGAAAGCAAAGAAGGUCAGGGAGGAAGCAGGAGACCUCAGAUGGCAAGCCUUCCUUCCAGUGGACCAGGGUUAAGAGUACACACAUCCCUAAAGGCUGGUUUAAGGGAGUAUCUGGGGAUAUUGCCCUGGAUUAUGAUUAUGCUGUUCUUGAGCUCAAGCGUCCCCACAAAAGGAAAUACAUGGAUCUGGGAAUCAGCCCAACGAUCAAAAUGAUGCCUGGGAGCAUGAUCCACUUUUCAGGUUUUGACAAUGAUCGAUCUGGGCAGCUGGUCUAUAGAUUUUGUAGCAUUUCUGAUGAAUCCAAUGAUCUCUUUUAUCAGUAUUGUGAUGCUGAGCCCGGUUCCACUGGAUCUGGUGUCUAUCUCCGUCUUAAGGAGCCAAACAGAAAGAAGUGGAAACGCAAGAUCAUUGCUGUUUACUCAGGUCAUCAGUGGGUAGAUGUCAAUGGUGAACAGCAGGAUUACAAUGUAGCAGUACGAAUUACUCCUCUCAAAUAUGCCCAGAUUUGCUUCUGGAUACAUGGAAAUGAUGAGAAUUGCACACGAGGCUGAAGAGAGCUGAACCUGACUCCCUUAGCACUUGUAUUGCCAUAGAGUGACAAUCUGCUGCAGCUGUUACUGGAAAAACAUCACUCCACAUCAGGAUGGUUUUGAACUCAAAGCUCACAAGUAACAUUAUGGUAACUUGAGUAAUAUUGAAUUUCUGAGGGAUGCAUAAAAUUGUCAAGCAAAAUACUUUUAAUAGUAAUCAACCCUAGAUAGGCACUUAAAAUCUGGAACUAUAUUUAUGAUUGCAGUUGUGAUAAAUUCAAAUCAUUCGCAUCACAAAAAAAAUGACUACACUUGUUUGUCAUUUUUCUUCCAAGGGAAGGAGUGAAACUUCUCAAAAUUGUUUUAUUAAACAAUAUCUGUUCUUCCAAUGGAUUUGCUUUUCUCAGGGUUCUGUUCCCAUUUUUCAUAUGCAAGUUGUGUGUCCAGCACAUUGCUGUAAGUGCAGAAUGAUCCAGAGGACUGCAGGAGACAAAGACACCAUCUUGGCAUUCUCUAAAGAUGACAGCUCGAUGUUGAGAAGCAGCAGUAUAGUUCAUGCUUGUUAGUUUGGGAAACUUCCUCCUCUGGUUGGUGAAGGAACUUUUCCAUAGAAAUUCCCAAAUUUAUGUAGCUGAGAGUUAGACCUUAAAUACAAGUUUCAUUUCAUUGUUCAGUAAAAACAGCAAAAGGAAAAUAAUGAACAUAGAAGAUUCCAUGUUUGGUAGAAGAAGAAACAUCAAGACCUAAUUUAAUGCCUUUAAAUCUUCUUUGAGAAGCUAUAUAAGUCUUAAACACAUGCAUCUGUAUUCCAAUUAGUAUUUGGAGAGCUGUAGGUUUAUUUUCUAGUCAAAUGUUUUUCUUCACCACAGGGAGAAGUCGCUGACUUCUGAAGUGACUAUUUGACAAUCAUUUAGAGCUUCACAGAUGAUAGAUUUUUUGGGUGCUAACCAUUUUUGCAGUUUUUAUAAAUUACUUUGAUACAAGUUCAGCUUCAUAGGUAGGAUAGUAUGUGUUAGACUUGGACAUGGAAAGCAAUAUUUUAGUUUGCCUUUAUAUGGUUUUGCAAAAUGGUAAUUUUAAUCAUGUUAUAUUAAGACUCUACUUCAACAAGAGUUAGAACAUUAAACUGUCAAUUUCUCCCAACUAAAUUAUGCCACCUUCUGAAUGGUAGAAAGUUCUGAGAUAUCCUCUAUGUUAUAACAGAUGUCUUGUUAGGUAGCAGCAGUAGUUAGCAAAUAAUUUGAUUCAAUAUAUUUGCUGAACCUUAUAUUUAAUGAAAACACAAGCUUCACUUUUACACACAUUUAAACACAAAUCACGUUUUAAAAAUUGUUUUUUGAUUGCUGCACAGGUCUGUGUCUUCUCUUUUAUAUCAAGGUUUUGAAGCACACAGGACUGUUUUGGUGCUAUGUUAAUCUGAUAACAUAAAAUGAUACUGUGUAUUUCCAAUCAUAACCUUUGCAUUUCAAUACUUCUAAGAUUAUUCCCCACCACAAUAUUUCAUUUUUUUGAUCAGAAUUUUAUGGCGACCAAAAUACAUUUUCUUCCCGUGCAGAAGGAAAAAAUCUAGCAGGAUUUUAAAAUGCUGUUUGUUUGUACUUAUAAAAUAUGCUUAUAAUGUCUUCUAAUGAAAUGAGAUAAUUUUUAAUAACCCACUUUUUUGUAGGUGACUGAAAGUAUAAAACCUGACACUUUGAAUGUGCAGGCAGCUUUCUUUGUCAUAGUAUUGCCAAAGCAUUAAAAUUCAAGACUUUUUUCCAUAUCAUAACUCUUAACAAUUCUAUUGAUUGGAAGAGAUCUCACUUUAAAAUAAACUAUUUCCUUUAAUGACAGCCUUUCCAGAGAACACUUAACUUUUUUUUCUUAUUUUGUGUGAUUGUUUGCAGAAAACUAAUAAUAUUUUUUAAAGUUUAGAAAUUAAUGCCUAAGAUUUUAAGGUUAAUUAUUUUUUAUUGUUGUUAACAUCUUUAAUUAAGACAUAUGGCUUCACUGACAGUAAUUUUAUAUCUCCUCAGUACAGCAUUUAGUACUCUUGCUCUAUGCAACAGGCCUACGUUAUUCUUUAGUCCGCUCUGUAAUGUUUUUCUUAAGUGCUAUUUUUCAUAGUUACUAUGACAAAUAAGAUACCACAUUGUUAAUCGAAGUCAACCUCAGUCUAUGGAUUUUGAUAUAAUUAUUGUUGAUUUAGGUCCAAAACUGAUCAAGAUAAGAUGGGUUAGUAAAUUCCUUGUUUUGGUGAGUCUUAUUUAACUGUACUACUUAGGAGCAGAAGUAAAAUAAUUUUCUUUACUAGUUCAGGAAUCAGGGACAAGGUAAGAGUGAAAAAUGUUGAUGUCAGGUUUCACGUGGUCUUUUUAUAAUAAUUAUCUGCUAUAAAUACCUCAGCUAUGACCAGAAGUUCUCAUGCCAAGCUGAUAACAAACAUUUAUCUUCAGAGGAUAAAUAUUAGAUGCUUAGUGACUCAUUUUAUAAUACUAAGAAAUUAAAGAGGCUGGCCAGAGAAACACAAAAAUUAAUCAAAUCUAAAUAUAGUUUUUCAAGCCUCUGUGUCUGAGUGCACAUACACAAACAGGUACCAAUCUAUGGGCUUGUAGACUGCAUGCUAUUUUGACUGGGUUAGCACCUUCAGGCAAAGGAAUGCAGGCACAAGGAGACAUGGGCAAAAUGUUAUUCCUGUUGUAUCUGCAGGCUGGGCAACAUUUCAGUCUGCCACUUGGCCUCACAGAAAAGGAAAUCCUUUAUGUAGGUAUUGUUACUACAGGGACUUGCAAUGUAGUUAAUAAAUGGAGUACUUGCACAUAAUCCCUGGUGGUCAAUAUCCCACACAGAGCUCGUGGUACGAGGCACUGCAAAUGGGACAAGAAUUUCUGACCUAUGAUACUCUCAUAUUUUCAUAGAAAAACUGUGGUUAGUACUUAAUUAUCAAUGAGAAAAUACGAGCGGGGGUAUUCUUAGUAGUUCAGACCAACUAUUUUCUAGCACACCAGCAUCAUGGCUGGUGUUUCCCCAAAUGUUUUUUCCCUGUUUCAAGUACUGUACAUCAUUUGUUUUCAUGAGUACUGAUGCUUUUCCAUAAGAGCUGCUAUAGUAGAGGUUUUUUCUUUAGGGAAAAAACAAACUCAGUCAAAUCCCUUUUCUACUAAGGGGGCUACUGACAAUUUGCAAAGUUAACAAAGUUUUUUCCCAGGCCAGAGUUAAACCUCAUAUACAAUCUGUUAACACACUCAGACCAGCUUCUGCAAGGCCAUUUAAUCUGGAGCUCUGAGACGUAUGAUGGAAGUCAAGGGGAUUAUCUGCAAUGUGAAAAAUUAAGUUUGUAUUAUCUUAACAAAAGAAAAACAAAAUGUUAGGUAGCAAAAUUAUUUCUGUUACGUGAGGUAUAGAGUAGCCAAUGCUUUAAAAAUUGCUUAAGAAACUCCUUGACUUAGUUUAUACUAUCCACAUUGUGCAGAUUUAUGAGCCUGUAUGAAGUACAAAUGAAUAUGGCUUAAGUACAAUUCAUCUACCUGUGGAGGAGAGAAGAAGCUGAGGAGUUCGUCCUGUUCUGCUGAUAAGGGAUAACCUGGCAGCAAACAGCAGUUGAUACAGAAAGAGAGAGCAAGAGAAGUAGAUGGUACAGAAGACCAGGAAGAUGGAAGUGGUGUGCAAGGAAUAAAGGAAGUGUGAAAGGUAACAAAUGAAAUGACUGCGAGGUAGCAGAGGAAGCUAUUGUAAGAAAGCGUAGGUAGCUGGUAAAGGCAAAACAGUAUAAAUUAAGAUGUAAAAAUCACAAAUCAUAUGAACAGCUUCCUAUUGCUGUUAUUUAAUGAGUCUCUUCUUCCAGCCAACAGCCCCAAGGGAAGGGCUGCACAGAGGGUUCAGGUUCUGGCAAGGCCCACGAGCAGGCAGGGGUUUUAUCCUCAUCUACAACCCGUGCCUGACCUGGCAGGGAUUAUGCUUGUGCUCUUUUAAGGUCCUUGGGAAGCAACAGAUCAUUAUCCUGGCCAAAAGGCUUGGUAGUGUGAACCUCUCAGUACAUCAGGUCACCAAGAGUGUGGUGAGUGAAGGGAGUUUUCCCACUUGAAAAUUUCUCAAACCUGACAUUUUAUUGGGAUUCCUGUAAAGGCUGUUCCCCAUUGGAAAACAAAACCAAAAACUAAUCCCAGCAACCCCUCCCACCCCUAAAAACAGCAAGGAAAUAAUCUCAGACUUGAAGCAUUUAAAUGUUGGCUUUAUUGUUUGCAUGUAACUACAAAUUCUAGCUAAUAAAUUUUUUCAAAUACCUUCCAUUUGUGUUUGAUAUCUUUGUAGAAAUUGAAUCAGCUGCUUCUAAUUUUAAAGAACAGAAUAUUGCUGAUACUUCCACCUAUAAAUUCCUGGAUUAAAGAAUGAAUGGGGGGGCGGGAAAGAAAGAGUAUUGUUAAAUUGAAAGCUUUGAAUUGUACACUAAUCUCAAGGCAUUUGGAAAUACAUUUGAGUACCUGCUGCACCAGCCUUUUGCUCUGAGUAUGAGGUAGCAUUUAGGUGUAAAACUCCAGAAACGGCUUUGAUGUUUCUGUAAUGCUUUCAACUUUUAAAGACUGACAGCAAACUUAAGAAAAAAAUGUGUUUAUAUAGUAUUUUAACUGCACAAAAUGAGUAUUCAUUUUGGAAAAUAAAUGCCAACCUUUCUGAUAUUAAGAGAUUAUACAAUGCACAUACUAUAUCAAUAAACAUUUUGUGUUGUUUUUCUUUUCCUCCAUCAUGAUGUAGUUUGUUAGCUAUGGUGGUAUUACAGAAACUCCAUUCCAUAAAUGCUUGUAACAGCUUAUCAGAGAAUCAUCUGGGACAUGGUUUUAAAAGAUAUUAAUGUCUCUCUAAAUUUGUUCUAGGAAAAAAACUCCUUGUCUACUCCUGUCUUCAAGAUAAUUACUCCAUGAGCAAAUUUG